AUGACGGAGUUUGUUAUAAACGACAGUGAAACGGACGUAGAUUCCGAUGAGGAGUUACAAGAAGCUUUUUGCAAAGGGUUUAUUAAGCCAGGACUAACGGAGGAAAUGAAGAAAGCUAUUUACAAGGAUUAUGUUAAUAAUGUGGCGGAUUUAAGGGAAAAACUAAGACAGAUCGAGCUUAGUUUACCAUGGAUAGAAAAACUGGACGUAGUUACUUCAGUUGCUCCAAUGGCUCCUGAUGUUGCGCUCCAGAUACAAGAUACAGCUCAGCGAAGAAAAAACAUAAAGGAGAACACUAAGGGUCAUCAGACGUAUGACCCCACCCAAGACCCCAUCCUAAAUGAGUUUAAGAGAGAGAACCUAAUUCAUCGUCAGGCACAGGCUGCAGUUACCGAUGGCAUUAACAGGCUGAAGGAACUAAAUGUCACCACAAGAAGACCAGAUGACUAUUUCGCCGAGAUGGCCAAAUCCGAUGAGCACAUGCAGAAAGUUCGCAAAAACCUAAUGGCCAAACAGGCGGCACAAGCUCGCACAGAGAAAGUGCGUCAGCUAAGGGAACAAAAGAAAAUUGCCAAACGCGUGCAGAUUGACACAAAACUUAAACAAGCGGCUGGCAAAAAACACAUGCUCGAACAACUAAAACGGGUCAGGAAAGGAAAAUCAUCAGAUUUAGACUUCUUAGAAGAUAAUAAUAAGGGCAAAAAUAACAAUAAGUCUAACAAUAGCAAAGAUCCAAGGAGUAAAGUGUCUAAAAAGCGCGCGCAAAAGGACAAAAAGUUUGGUUUUGGCGGCAAAAAGAAAGGCUCUAAGUUAAACACGCGUGAAUCGACAAACCAAAUGGACGGAUUCAAUAGUUCGGCUAAGAAGAAACCUUUCAAUUUUAAAACGAAAAACUUUAAGCCUAAUAAUAAGAAGAAAAAUCAGAGGCCGGGCAAAUCAAAGAGGAAGAAUGCGAAAAGA
This is a messenger RNA of Iphiclides podalirius (scarce swallowtail), 960 nucleotides long. Lineage: Eukaryota; Metazoa; Arthropoda; Insecta; Lepidoptera; Papilionidae. The record is from the annotation of a GenBank genome assembly.